Erpetoichthys calabaricus (reedfish) is the source of this 2927-nucleotide messenger RNA. RefSeq names its product protein NYNRIN-like. Gene Ontology annotation, molecular function: nucleic acid binding. Bases 394 to 1368 code for a protein of 324 amino acids. NCBI's taxonomy places the organism in Eukaryota, Metazoa, Chordata, Cladistia, Polypteriformes, Polypteridae. Gene Ontology annotation, biological process: DNA integration. The transcript is spliced from 2 exons. The record is from RefSeq and is a predicted model, not a curated record.
CAUGGAGCACUAUGGAAACUAAGGGGAUUUAAGACCAGUACUGGCAAACCCAUUCAACAUCAGAAAUUGAUCGAAUCUCUUUUAGAAGCCAUAACCAAACCAUUGAAGCUAGAGAUUGUUAAAUGUCAAGCGCACACAGGAAAACAGGAUCCUGUUAGCAAAGGAAAUGAAUUAGCUGACCACUUUGCUAAAAAGGCUGCAUAUAAUAACACACCAAUUUGUUUAUUCCAACAGAGAAACGACCAGGACCCUGAUAACCAAAUUAUUUCUUUACAGAGUGCAGCCACGGACAUCGAAAAAAGAAAAUGGUCCAAAGAAGGGUCCCUUUCUGAUGGAGUCUGGACUCAUAAACACACUAACAAACCUUUUCUCCCAAAAGCCUCUUUCCCAGGAAUGGCAAAAAUAGCCCAUGGCCUCGAUCACACAGGUAGAGAUGCCAUGGUUCGAGAUGUUGAAAAACAUUGGGAAGCUGUAGGUUUCUCUACAUAUGCAGAGCAAUUUUGCAGACGCUGUGCAUUAUGUCAGAAGUUUAAUGUAGGAAAGGGCACCCAGGUAAGUCCCGCCGUUACACCUAACCCAAUGGGUCCAUUCAAACACCUUCAAAUGGACUUCAUUGAAUUAACACCAUCAAAGGGGUACCGAUACUGUUUAGUAAUUGUUGACGUGUUCUCCCGAUGGGUGGAAGCUUUCCCUUCCAAACAUGCAGACCCCAAAACUGUGGCAAAAGCUUUGAUAAAGGAAAUCAUUCCAAGAUGGGGAAUACCACAGAAAUUGCAGACUGAUAAUGGCAGUCAUUUUGUGAAUUCUGUAAUUAAUGAAUUGACUACUUGGCUCCAGAUAAAUGUACAUCAUUAUUGCAAAUACCAUCCUCAAAGUGGGGGUAUAGUAGAGAGAUGCAAUGGUACCUUGAAAUCUAAAUUGGCUAAAAUCUGUGAGCAAACAAAUUUAACUUGGCCUGAUGCUCUACCCCUGGCCUUGAUGGGAUUAAGGGGAAGAACACAUCGGCAGUUAGGGCUGUCACCAUUCGAAAUUCUGACCGGACGGCACAUGCCAAUCGGCAUGGUCAUAGGUAAUGUUAAUCUGCAUACUGUGGACAAUGAUCUUCUUUCCAGUCUUACAGGUCUCCGAGCUUCUCUGAAGAAAGUCCACGAGCAGGUUAAUCAGGCCUGGAGAACUAGUCCUCCAUCAAAGGACUCCCCGAUUCCAUUGGGAACCUGGAUUCUGGUUAGAGAUACUCGAAGGAAACAUUGGCACCAACCUCGGUGGAGAGGACCGUUCCAAGUUCUGCUGUCGACACCACACGCUGUUAAAGUUGAGGGACUGCCUGCCUGGAUUCACGCCUCACAUUGCAAAAGAUGGCACCCUUGAUUGUUGUACUACUAUGUCUUUCCUUUCCCUUGUCGACUGCCCAGGUCACCUUGACUUUCCCUUUAGGAAUCAGCACAUCAGUUCAGGUUGAUUUCUGUUCUAUUAUCAACUAUGGGACUGGUCGACAAGUCCAGUGGAACUGGUCUGACAAAUACGUGUGUGUAACUGUUAGAAACUCUGGAUUCGGAAGUAACUGUGAUGAGUGGAAAUGGGUUUUUGCUAAUACUGGAACUGAUGACUGGGGUUAUCAACCCUAUAAGGCCCAAAAGUAUGGUCUGAAAUAUUGGUUUUCUAUUAUAAAAGGACAUGCCCCUCAUGAAUGUGCCAAAAACCAUUGUAACCCCUUGAUCAUUACUCUGAAGAACCCCUCUUUACAUGAUUCAGGAACCUAUAUCUUAGGGGUGUAUGUAUCUGGAACAGAUCCUCUAGGGAGAUUUCAAAUUAAGGUUGAAAACCCUGUUACUAACACCUCCCAUUUCCCCACACACACACCCAUCUCCCCUGCCCCUGGUCCAGACCCGCCCCCUGUCAAGGUCAUGAAUAUUUCCACCUUUUCUUCCACUUUCUCGAUUGAAACUGGGUAUGGCGAUCAGAACCAUUGGCUGCAAUGGGUAUUGUAUUCGGCUAGACAAGUAAAUCAAUUUGAUUGUUAUGCAUGUGCUACUGCUAGGCCACAUUUGGCCACUGUCCCUUUUCCCCUUUCUAACAUAUCUGAUCCUACUGGCCUUCCUUGCCUACUUGCCCUUUUUACCUCUUCCUCUAUUCCAACCGACUCUAAUUAUAUUAUACUUUCCCUUCUCUUUCCCCCCACUCUUCAUAUGACUCCCCCGAUGUUCCAGCCUCAUGAAGGUAAUUAUACCUGUUUUUUUAGAAACCUCACUUCCUCCCGUGGCACUAAUGUUGGUAAUAUCCCGUCCCCGUUCUGUUUCCAAACUUUUCAGGUUAAUUCUUCCUCUUUAGCUUCCAAAUUAUCAACUUUUCUGAUUACUCAGAAUACUCCACGAGCAGAUAUUUGGUGGAUGUGCCGUAGGUCUAAAUUGCUUGACAUUCUUCUGCCUUACUGGACUGGCACUUGUGCUUUAAUACAACUUGGUAUGCCUUUUCGACUUCUCCCUUUAACUGCCUCCCGUGUGUCGACCAAUUCUGGCCGACGUCGUCGACCCUGUUCUGUGGACCGUUCCCAGUUUUCCCUACAUGGCCCUGGGGUGUAUUUUGAUUCCAUUGGAGUCCCUCGUGGAGUCCCUGAUAAGUUCAAGGCAAGGGACCAAGUUGCUGCCGGAUUUGAGUCUAUUUUUCCUCAGGUUACUAUAAACAAAAAUGUAGAUUGGAUUAAUUACCUAUAUUACAAUCAACAAAGAUUCUUAAAUUUUACUAAAGAAGCUGUUAAAGGUAUCCAUGAGCAACUUGAUAAAACAUCCCUUAUGACCUGGCAAAAUCAAUUGGCAUUAGAUAUGCUCCUGGCUGAGAAAGGAGGCGUUUGUGCUAUGUUUGGUGAUGCAUGCUGCACCUAUAUCCCUAAUAAUACAGCUCCCAAUGGAUCAAUCACCCGUGCUUUAGCA